Messenger RNA from Cucumis sativus (cucumber), 1060 nucleotides. RefSeq lists its product as uncharacterized. Gene Ontology annotation, cellular component: cytoplasm. The transcript is spliced from 6 exons. Gene Ontology annotation, molecular function: protein phosphatase inhibitor activity. NCBI's taxonomy places the organism in Eukaryota, Viridiplantae, Streptophyta, Magnoliopsida, Cucurbitales, Cucurbitaceae. Bases 337 to 777 code for a protein of 146 amino acids. The record is from RefSeq and is a predicted model, not a curated record.
AAACAAACAAGAAAGGGUUUAAAAAUUUUAAAAUUAAAAUUAAAAUUAAAAUAAAGAAACAAAACAAAACAAAUAAUUUGGAUCUGCCGUUCUUCGAGCAGAUUAGAUCCGGAGAUUCGAAAAUUCUUCGUUCUUCGUCCUAAUUUCCCCCAUCGCCAUUUUCGCAGCUUCGAAGAGAAAUGGUUGCCCAUCUAUAAAUUGGAGCUAGCUCUUAUAUUGGUAUUUCAGUGAAAGAUACUGCCAGUUCAUUUGCUUCUGACUUAUAACCAGUCAACCUGCAGGCUGCAAUUUUAUAAUUAUUGGCGUUGCUGCUUACCUGAGCUUUUCUAGUUAAUCAUGUCUGAGCAUAUCAAAGAGGCCGAACGAGUGGGUGGAGAUGGACAUGUUGGAUCUGAAGAAUCUAUGUCGUCAUCUCGUAAAGAGGAGGAAGUUAUAAAGAAAAAAUAUGGAGGAAUUGUUCCCAAGAAGCCACCACUCAUUUCUAAGGUACUUUUCUCUUGUAAAAAAUUAUGUAUUCUUGAGAUCAUGCAUCCUUUCACAUAUGUGUCUAAAGCUUUUGAAUCCCAACUUCAGGAUCAUGAACGUGCUUAUUUUGAUUCUGCUGAUUGGGCAUUGGGAAAGCAAGGAGUUGAGAAGCCGAAAGGACCUUUAGAAGCUCUUCGGCCGAAAUUACAGCCAACACAACAGCAAACACGGUACAGGAAGUCUCCUUGUGCUCCAUCAGAUGGCGAAGAUGGCGGAACUGCUCAAAAUGAAUAUGCAACUUCGAAUGAAUGAAUAACAGUUGCCGCUUGUGCUUUGUUGUAUCUCACUGUUGUUGAAUGCCUGUCUAGGUAUGAGCAAUUUUCUUUUGUUUUUUAGAAUGUAAUUGCUCAGGUUGGAGAUUUGUUAUUGUGCUUACAUUAAGAAUAUCUACUGUAUGGAGAAUGGUAACUAGAUUGAUCUAUUUCAUAUUUUCCAUUGAUCACAGUCGACAUAUUAUGACUUAUUUUAUAAGUCAAAUCUAAAAGUGUUGUAUUAGAUCUUUGAAAUGUUGUGUAUUCUAGACCAUGUACCUUCA